Messenger RNA from Pecten maximus, 3319 nucleotides. RefSeq lists its product as uncharacterized. Gene Ontology annotation, biological process: proteolysis; regulation of apoptotic process. The record is from RefSeq and is a predicted model, not a curated record. The transcript is spliced from 12 exons. NCBI's taxonomy places the organism in Eukaryota, Metazoa, Mollusca, Bivalvia, Pectinida, Pectinidae. Gene Ontology annotation, molecular function: protein binding; cysteine-type endopeptidase activity. The coding region runs from base 245 to 2512 and encodes 755 amino acids.
GAAAUUUCCAAGAAGACAGGAACUUUUUGUGUCAAAAUUUGCCUUGUCGCAAAUUCCCAUAAAGUAGCAUAGAACCCCGCAAAAUGUGUAACGUUUUCAGUAUAUAUGAUAUAUCGUAGACUAAUAUUAUUGAUAAUAGAAAUUGUGUCAUCCCAGCUGACGUUAAGAGACAUAUUUAAAAGAUGGCCAAGUUAAAAGUGAGGAACACUUCUAAUAAUUGAAGAAACAGCAAAUCACUGUUGAAAUGAUCGACAUGGAAACAGACUCGGUAGAAGACCAGCUAGGAGAUAUAAGACAGUUUUCUCAGCACAAACUCCUGCUGGAGGUGGACAGUGAGCUGGACUCAGGAGAUAUAGAGAACAUGAAAUUUUUGUGCCAGGAUGUUAUUCCUUUGAGUAAACUUCAGAAGAUUGACCGAGGAAUUGACUUAUUUGUUCAACUUGAACAUGCAAACAAGAUUUCACCGAAAAAAGGAGACAUGGAAAUGCUUGUUGAGAUUCUAUUUAGAGUGCGAAGACUUGAUUUGGUAAAAAAAUUAGGACAAAAUUCUAAGGAAGUAAGGAGAAAAUAUGGUGGUUCUGACCGUGCCGUCUCAACAAACCUAUCGCCAUUAAGAAAUUUACUGUAUGAACUGCUUGAGGAAUUGACCCAUGACGAAUUUGUUACAACAAAAUUUGUGUUACAAAGUGAAUUUGGAAAAGGAACUAUGUCAAAAAUAAACUCAAUGAUGGCACUUUUUACCUUCCUCGAGCGAGAGCAGGAGCUCGAAAUAGAAGAUAUUGAUAUUCUCUACAGAAUAAUGGACAUCGUUAAAAGGACAGAUUUGAAACAGAAAAUUCAGGAAUAUGAAAAAUAUCCAUAUAAGAAGGGUCGACCAGGCCGACCUGUCCUGCCUGUCACUGGACUAGGACCUAAACCAACAAAGACACCUGUUAGACCCGUGCCUUCUAGUGGGGUCCAAGUGUCGGCAAGUGACGUUGAAAUGAUGGAUACUACGAACGUACAGCCGCCCGCCCCAACAGGAACUGGACUCCUAGACAGCCACCUGUAUAGCAUCAGCGUAGAACUAGCCAAGGAAACAAGAUGGAGGGCUUUGUGUGGUGAACUAAACAUAAACAUUGAAGACUUGGAUGAACUGACAGCGACAGCAGAUUCUCCGGCGGGGAAAGUUUACCUGAUGUUAAUGUACUGGAGAGAAAGUGUUGUAAAUGACAGUCCUAACGCUGGCCGUAUGCUGUAUCUUGCUCUGUAUCAAUCAAAUUUUCAAAUUCUGGCAUUGAAUCUGGCACUGAAGAAUUUAUUCCCAGGAGUCGUUAUGGAGCCCAUUCCAAAUAAACCUGAAGACAACACACAGACCGGUACGACAGAACAGGUUAAUCCUCCGACACAACCUGUACCUCCGCCAGCUCAGGGCAGUGAUUCCAGCAAUGAAGCGUCGCCCAACAUCGCUCAUGUAGCUCCUCUUCCCCAGACAGGCCCAAACCCAGACACACAAGAACAAGCAAAUAUUGCUAUUCAUUCAGAAGAAGCACAGAUAUCCAUUAUAAAUCCAAACCCACCAACCACAAACCAGCAAGUUCAGCAGAGUGGUCAGACAGUUGUGCCAGCUGACGGUAGAAUGUCCGGAGCUGUUGAGUUACAAAGACAGGCAGUGAAUGAGACAGAACAACAGAGACAGGACAAUGAUUUGGUACGACAGCUCCAGCGCACCCAUGUCGACAACGAACUCGAUCUGCCUAGUUACAAAAUGGAUGCCAAACCUAGAGGUGUUUGUGUGAUCAUCAACAAUGAGGAGUUCUACAAGAUCCCAAGAGACGAUACUAGUAAGGAAAUGCCUAACAGAACCGGGACACACAGAGACGCAGAGAGAUUGACGUAUAUAUUCCAAAAGCUUGAUUUCCUAGUGGAGAUGCACAACAACCAAACCGAUAUCGAGAUAGCCCAGCUACUGAGCGGAGUGGGUUACCGUGAUCACAAUAACUAUGAUUGCUUUGUCUGCUGUAUUUUGACCCAUGGAGCUUCUGGACACAUAUUUGGUAGUAAUGGAAAGAUGCUGAGAAUUAACAUACUGACAGGAUUUUUCCGGUCGCAGGUAUGUCCAUCUCUGGCUGGGAAACCAAAACUUUUCUUCAUCCAGGCCUGCCAGGGAAGGGAUAAACAAGGAGGUUAUGACUUAGAACCAGAUGCUGCAGUGGAAAUCCAUCACCCGCGUAAGCCAGACUUGGGGGUGGACAUUAAUGGGAGAGAGAUGAUUCCAGACGAGGCGGACUUCAUUCUGGGGUAUGCAACUGUUCCUGGCUAUGUGUCCUACCGAAGUAGAAGCCAGGGAAGCUGGUUCAUCAACAAGCUUGUUGACAUGCUGGACAAAUACGCAUACAGGUAUGAUCUGCUUAGUGUGCUGGUCAAGGUGAAUGAGGAGGUGGGAAAUGCCAUAGCUAAUGUCGACGGUGGCCGAUACAAACAGAUUCCAGCCCCUCUGGUUACGCUAAGGAAGAAGCUAUACUUUCGCUAAACCUUUUAUAUUUCGCAUCAAGACUGAAAUUCGAAAUAUGUGAGAUAAUAUUGUGAUAAUCAACAGAAAACGUAUUGAAUGUGUUUGAUCAUUCUUAUAUUUAACAUGUAAUCAUGUUUGAUAAUACGCCAGGAGUGAUGUAAUCAUGUUUGACAAUACGUAAUUGUACAAUGUUUAUUUGCUACAGCCAAAAUUUUUCUUAAAUCAAUAAUUAUACCCCCCGCAACGAAGUUAGGGGGGGUAUGCUAGAAUCAGGUUGUCCGUCCGUCCGUCUGUAGACACAACAAUGUACCGGCUACUCCUCCUAAACUACAGAUCCGAUUUCAACGAAACUUCAUGACAAUAAUCCUUAUACAUAGUAGAUGUGUGUAAUCUAUAUCACGUCGUAAUUUUUUGGUUACCAUGGUAACCAGGACACAAAACUUAGUUUUUUCGGCGAGUUUGUAGAUGCAACAAUGUACCAGUACUCAUCCUAAACUACUGCUUCGAUUUCAAAAAACCUUAAUGACAAUUACCCUUAUAUAUUCUUAGAUGUGCAAAACCUAUACCACAUUAAAGUUUUGUAGUUACCAUGGACGAUUUCGAAAGACUUAAAUGGUCAUUAUGAUGCAUUUGUUGUAUAUUUAUUGUAUGAAUGAACACAUCGUAACGAUGGGGGUUACAGGAGCGGGGGGUAUGAGUUGGCCCUCUGGACGACAAUUCUAGUUUAAACCUGGUUUAGAAAAAAAGGUGGAUACCCUAUAGUGAUUGUCUGUCUAAAACACUUAUAUGUCUGCUUCAUAUCAUAAUAAAGGAUGAAUCUUUGCA